GUCGGACCCGACGGUAACUAGCCGGAAUCGAAAAUCAUCCGCGGCGUUGAGGAAUUGAUUGACGAGAUUUCGUGCCCGAGUCAGAUCUGUAUCUUUCAAAGACAGUUGUCUAGUCCAAUACGACUGACGAUCCAGAGACAGCGACUCACGUAGCUCAGCUAGCUCUUUCUACAACAUCUUCGUACGCGUCUCGCCUGCCUCGCCUUACGUUCAUGUCCUCCUCAUCAUCUGCCCGAGCUCACGUGCAAUGGGACGAAGAGCGGUCCGAACCGUACAUGAUCAUCCCUGCUGUACCUAGCAUUCGAUUCACCCCGCUACGGUCGACAGAUGGGCAAAACUUUGUGGAUCUGUACAAUGAUCCAGAAGGGGGACAAUAUGCUUUCAGGCGGCCUUACCCGUACGAUCUCGAAUGUUCUCAGUGGUUCAUGGACAACUUUCAUGCUGAUCUCGAUAUGAUCUGCGCCUCACUUAAGUCCCACUUGGAACACGGUACGAGACCUCCAGCGACGACAUUCCCACUCGCCAUGAUGCGAUAUGUUCCGACAUGCAGCAGCGUGAACGGGUCCACCGCUACAGACUCGUCUUACUCAAAGUUGGAUCGACCAGAUGUCGAUCAGGCCGUUGAAGAUCGUCUCUCUGAGAUGAACCUCUCUCCAGAUACCUUUCUCGGCUCCUUCACAUCUUUCCCGAAUACCAACGAUAUCGCCAAUUCCAUCGGAGAGACUUCGAAAUCCGCUUCGAGGACCCAUAUGGUAGCGUACGACUUGAUGCCAUUUAUGAGAGGCAAAGGUGUCGGGACGAGAGCUCUCGAUGCAGUAUUGGAAGGUUGGAAUGAUUGGGUCGGGGUGGAGGAGACGAUAGCGCACAUACAAGAAUCCAAUGUCGCAUCUCGCACCAUGAUACGUAGAUGUGGAUUUGACGAAGUUGAUUCGGAGAUCUGGCAGUGGCCUCUCGAGAAGGGAGGAGGGGAGAGACGGGUGUUCAAAUAUGUCAGGGGUCGUCCGAAGGAUGUUAAGUGAGGUCAUGGUUGGUGUCGGGGCUGCGCGGAAGAAGUUUGUCUGUAUCGACGUCUCAAGGUGCCAAGCCUCCAUUCAACUAGGGGCAAAGGAGUGAUCAAAAGUACAGGACGAAAUGGGAUUACGGUUCAUUGUGCAGCCAAGCAGUGGCGUACACUAUGCAUACCAUACGUCCGCC
Messenger RNA from Kockovaella imperatae, 1194 nucleotides. RefSeq lists its product as hypothetical. Lineage: Eukaryota; Fungi; Basidiomycota; Tremellomycetes; Tremellales; Cuniculitremaceae. The record is from RefSeq and is a predicted model, not a curated record. The transcript is spliced from 3 exons. Gene Ontology annotation, molecular function: acyltransferase activity, transferring groups other than amino-acyl groups. The coding region runs from base 213 to 1019 and encodes 268 amino acids.